CUUUAUAAUUAUAAAUAUUUCAGAUUUUUUUUUAAGUAUAAAAAUGUACGUUUUGUAACAUAAUAUCUACAAUAAGCAAUUGCGCCGAGGAAAACAUUUGGGUAGCAUGAGCUAAUAUGAAGAGGGAUGAUGUCCAGAGAGAACCGUUAAUAAUUGAAAUUACUAUUAAUGUCAAUAUUAUUUAUUAACAAUAAUCAGUUGACAACUAUAAAGUUUUAUAUAACUAUAAGGCGUAAAACCAUGUUAUAAUGUUAAGGUUUUCAAUAAGAUAAUGACAAUAUAUUUUUUUUAAUAAUAGAAGUUCACAACCAAAUAUUGAAUUUUAUACUUCUUAUCCGAACAUGCAUGACUUAGAAAUCAUAAUUGAAGAUAAAACCCAUUUUAAUUACAUUUCAGAAACUCCGAUAAUGCAAAUAUUGAAAUCGUAUCUCUAAUAAUAUUUUAAUAAAAUAUGAUAUUAAAUUAUUUGGAUUAGUAAGUAUUGUUAUAAUUAAUAAUGGGCAUUGUUUUCGUACCACGACGUCAAUGCUUUAAAAAUUUUAAAUACUUUAUAAACAUCAAUGAAAUUAUAACGGUAUGAAUUAUAAAUUAACAGUUCUCGGAUGUAUAAGAAUAGAAUUAGAAAUUAAGGAUAUUAUGAUAGAGGGAGAGGCAAAUAUCCGUAAAAUGUAUGCACGUUGAUAAAUAAUAGACCUUGACUUUGAUUGUUGUAAAGCUAACGGUCUACGUGUUCGGAAUUUAUUUUCAUCAUACUGAAUAGUUAUUGUAUAUAAAUUAUUUUUUUACGUUUUUAAAUUUUAUAACCGUAGUCAUGUGCGUCAAUGUAAUGUAUACGUAUUUAGGUAUUCACACACGGACGGAGAUAGAAAGAUAGAUAGAGAAACGCAGUCACGGUAGAUUCGCGCGUUACCGGUCACCACACCACGUGUUAGUGACCAACAUAAUAUAUUAAUACGGUCAUAAUAUAUACGAAACGGACAGCCACACGUGAUCGGGGUGGCGGGUCGAACGGGGGCGGCAGGGAGGGGGGCAUAGAGGGAGAUACGCUCAUAGUUCCGAUAGUGGCCACGCUCCCGGCAUCACAUCACGAUCGAGGUACGAUCGCGUACGUAUACACACACCGGGCAUUGAAAAGCGAAUCGUCGAAGUACUCGCGCGCACGUCGUCAUUGUCGCGCGGCCGGCCGCCCGAUUAAACGUCGUCGCGUCUCGGAUAUCCAAGAACGCGAAUCCGCGACUCGCCCGGACAGACAUCGCGGGACGCGGCUACGAGGAACCAUAAAGAAACCCUUCCAUUCGGGACGAAAGAAACGAUGGACGCCACCCGACAUCACCUGGAGGUGGCCACGCCGCUGGACAGGACGAUCAGCCUGAACGUGCACAACCGACACGGGAGCACCACGGCGACGCAGCAGUCGUCGCUCAAGGACCGGUGGUACAGUUUCCGGUACCGGCCACGGGGCGGCAGCGGCCACGGUAACCGCGACCGGCGGUCCAACGUCGAGGAGUUCCUGUUCAUCGAGAGCCUGCCGGACGCGCCAGCGAUCACGGACACUGCUGCGCCCGACGGUCAUCAGGAGAUCGAGCUAUCGAUCAUUAUACGGAAGGACACCAUUAGGCGCGACCUGUUGGACUCGAUGCGGACGUGCAACGGACGACUCCAGCUCAUGGAGCAGAUGGAGCUCAACGAGUUCGACCCGGGCGGCGUGCAUCCGCCGCCCAACCAAGGCGAGCUGGACAGGCUGUUUUGCUGGGCCGUGUACAUUGGCGCACCGGACGAGUGCCUAGACACGCUGCACGAAUGCGGCGCCAACUUGCACUACACGCACUGCGGCAACAUCACCGCCAUACAUUUGGCCGCUUUCAUGGGAAACGCCGACGCGCUCAGAUGGCUUAUAAAAAAAAACUGUGACAUAAAUAUAAUUCAGAAUGGAUAUACACCAUUACAUUCAGCAGUAAUGGGCAAUGCAUUAGAAACAACAAAAAUCUUAAUAGACCAGGGAUGUCAAGUAACUGAUACAGUGUUACACUGUGCAGUACAAGCCAAUUCUGUAGAAUGUGUUAAAUAUCUUUUGCAUAUCGGUAUAGAUCCAAACACUUUGGAUACUAAUGGAAAUACACCACUUCAUUGGGCGGCAGAAAAGGGGUACACUGAAUGUUUAAAGCUUAUUUUAGCAAAAAGUAAUAAAACAAUCAAUCUCAAUUCUAAAUCAAAACAGUCAACAGCUUUACACAUGGCAGCUGAAAACGGAUAUACAGAAUGCGUUCAAAUAUUACUUCAUUCAGGGUCUGCUCACAGUGUAAUAAAUGAUAAAAAACAAACUCCUUUACAUUUAGCUGCAAAAGCUCAAUGUGCAGAAUCUGUGGAAAUAUUAUUAGAAUUAGGAGCUGAUGUAAAUGCUUUAGACUUUGACAAAAGAACAGCUUUGCAUUCAGCUGUAUGUAAAGCUUUCUUAUCUUUUCAUGUGGUUGAAGUAUUAGUAAAAUGGGGUGCAAAUGUCAAUAUUCAAGAUAAAUAUGGAUAUGCACCACUCCACAUAGCUGCUUUAAAUGAAUUAUCCCAAUGUGUGGAUUUUUUGAUUAUUAAAGGAGCUGAUAUAAGUUCUAGAACUGUUGGUGGAAUGAGUGCUUUAAGCAUAAUCAAUAGAAAAACACCCACAAGUAUAAAUACAAUUAAAAAAAAACUUGAUCAAGCAAUUUCACUUAACGAUCAAGCUUCUGCCAAAGAAGUUGAACUAAUAAUGGAUUUUCGAUACUUAUUACAAAAUCCAAGUCAGGGAGAAAUUAUCUUACUACAUACUUUGGAAGAGUGUGGUCAAAAAUCUAUGCUUGAACAUCCAUUGUGUAAAGCAUUUUUAUAUUUAAAAUGGCAAAAAAUUCGUCGAUUUUAUUUUGUUCGUUUAAUUUUUGAUGCCAUUUUUGUUUUACUUUUAACUUCUUAUGUAAUGACAGCAUUAGCACAUGAUUGUUAUAAUAAAUCCAAAAACAUAAUAGGUGACCAACAACUAACAGAGAGUCAAGAACUAAAUGAAUCGAAACAUCAAAAUGCCUGUAAUUUGAAGGUCAAUAUGUUCAAUAUACAACACAUAUCUCACAGAAUUAUAGAAUUUGUCUGGUAUAUAUUGUUAGUAUUUACAAUUAUUAUAAUAAUUAGAAAAUUAAUUGGUAUAACAGGAUUUACAUCAGUUAAACAAUAUUUUUUAAGCAUCACUAACAUUGUUGAAUGGUUUGUGGUUGCAAGUGUUUUUCUAACAUCUUUUUUAUAUGGAAAUAAAACAUAUGAUUGGCAAAAUCCUAUUGGAGCAUUUUCUGUCUUGUUUGGUUGGUCAAAUUUAAUGGUAAUGAUUGGUCAGUUACCUAUAUUUGGAACAUACAUUGCAAUGUUUACUAAAGUCCAAAAGGAAUUUGCUAAAUUGUUGCUAGCCUACUCAUGCUUGCUUAUAGGAUUUACAAUAAGUUUUUGUACAUUAUUUCCUGCAUCAAAUGAUUUUAAUAACCCGUUAAUAGGUAUAGUAAAGGUAUUAGUGAUGAUGACAGGAGAGCUUGAUAUAGAUUUGUUAUUGAAAUCUGAAGAAUCUCCAGUAAUUUUUGAUGUUAGUGCUUAUAUAACAUUUAUACUAUUCAUUGUAUUUGUAACUGUUGUAUUAAUGAAUUUACUAGUGGGAAUAGCAGUUCAUGAUAUUCAAGGUUUACACAAGACUGCUGAUCUUUCUAAACUUGUGAGACAAACUCAGCUUAUUCAUUCUCAAGAACAAGCAUUAUUUCAAGGUUGCUUGCCAAGACGUGUUAUAAAUUUUUUUAAUUGGAGCGCAAGAGUUACACCAUCAGCAUAUAGAGUUGUACUUUAUGUAAAACCAUUAAAUCCUACAGAAAAAAGAUUACCAAGAGACAUAAUGGAAGAUGCGUUAAAUAUAGCAAGACAAAAACGAUUAAAUACGGUUGACUAUAAACAAGCUGUAUUAGAAAAUAAAAUGGAAAAUAAAGCUCUUGUUGAAGAAAUUAAACAACUAAAAGAAAUUGUGCAUCAUCAACAAGAUCUUUUAAUACAGCUUAUCAACAAAGCUUCAUAAAUACUCUCAAAUAUUAGGUACUUUUAUUAUUUAAUUAUUGUCUGUUGUAUUUAAAUAACAUAUUGAUU
Messenger RNA from Sipha flava (yellow sugarcane aphid), 4137 nucleotides. RefSeq names its product transient receptor potential channel pyrexia-like. The coding region runs from base 1313 to 4069 and encodes 918 amino acids. NCBI's taxonomy places the organism in Eukaryota, Metazoa, Arthropoda, Insecta, Hemiptera, Aphididae. The record is from RefSeq and is a predicted model, not a curated record. Gene Ontology annotation, cellular component: membrane. Gene Ontology annotation, molecular function: monoatomic ion channel activity; protein binding. Gene Ontology annotation, biological process: transmembrane transport; monoatomic ion transport. The transcript has 2 exons.